AUGGGUGCCCUUAAGUACGUUGAGGAGCUUCAGAAGAAGAAGCAGAGCGAUGUUCUGCAGUUCCUCCUGCGAGUCCGCUGCUGGGAACUCCGUCAAUUGAACGUCAUCCACCGUGCCUCGCGCCCCUCGCGCCCCGACAAGGCUCGCCGUCUCGGAUACAAGGCCAAGCAGGGUUAUGUCAUCUACCGUGUCCGUGUCCGCCGCGGUGGCCGCAAGCGACCCGUCCCCAAGGGUGCCACUUACGGCAAGCCCACCAACCAGGGUGUGAACCAGCUCAAGUACCAGCGCUCCCUCAAGGCCACCGCCGAGGAGCGUGUCGGCCGUCGCUGCGCCAACUUGCGCGUCCUGAACUCCUACUGGAUCAACCAGGACUCCACCUACAAGUACUACGAGGUCAUCCUCGUUGACCCCCAGCACAAGGCCAUCCGCAUCGACCCCCGCAUCAACUGGAUCGUCAACCCCGUCCACAAGCACCGCGAGGCUCGUGGCCUUACUGCUACUGGCAAGAAGUCCCGUGGUCUCAACAAGGGCCACCGCUACACCAAGACCAAGGCCGGCCGCAGAAAGACCUGGAAGAAGAACAACACCCUGUCCCUGUGGCGCUACCGAUAA
Diaporthe amygdali is the source of this 612-nucleotide messenger RNA. Its product is annotated as 60S ribosomal protein L15. Gene Ontology annotation, molecular function: structural constituent of ribosome; RNA binding. Gene Ontology annotation, cellular component: ribosome; cytosolic large ribosomal subunit. Lineage: Eukaryota; Fungi; Ascomycota; Sordariomycetes; Diaporthales; Diaporthaceae. The coding region runs from base 1 to 612 and encodes 203 amino acids. Gene Ontology annotation, biological process: cytoplasmic translation. The transcript has 4 exons. The record is from RefSeq and is a predicted model, not a curated record.